ACAUUUUAUUUAAGUCAUGUGAUGGACUUUCAGAGUACAUAUGCCCAGGGAACCAGCACCAGAUUACAAAACUUAACCGGAUCAGCUCUCAGAAGACUCCCCCUUCGUCCCCUCCCAGUCCUAAGGGUGACCACUAUCUUGACUUUGGUGCACUAUAUAUUAGUUUUCUCUGGUUCAGAAUAUCAUACACAUGGAACCAUCUAGUAUGUACUGUUGUAUUUGGCUUCUCUCACUCAAGAUUUCGUCAUGCGACUUGUCUAUGUUGCUGGGUGUAGCGGGCAUAUCGCUCCAGUUGCUGUGUCUAUGUGCAUGGUAAUGAGUAAGGCGUCAUUCAUUUUCCAUUCUGUUGAUGGGUUAUUUCCAGUUUGGGGCUGCUAUGAAAGGACUCUGAACGUUCCCAUGCACCCUCUUGGUGCUCACGCCUCCGCAUUUUUGCUGGGUGUUGACAGCCUAGGGAGUGGAAUUGCUGGAUCACACGGGUGGCAUAUGUUCGGUUUCAUUAGAAAACUGCCAGUUUCCAAAAUGUCUCCACCAAUUUACACUCCCCCAGAAAUACAUGAGAGGUCCAGUCGCUCUAGUUUCUCGCCUCCACAUGGUGUGACGGUCUUUUUCACUUUAGCCAUUCUGGUGGGUGGAGAACUCGUAUUCGCAGCGCCUGGCGCGUAAUUGGCAUUCAGUUAACAGGGCUGUUGAAUGAAUGGAUGAAUGAGUAAGUUGGGCGGUGUAGACCGAGAGCCUGGCGAGGGCGGACACACGCACGCACUCCACACACAGCGUUUCGCGGACAUCCACCGCGGCGCCCCAGCCUAGGACACAGACCCUCUCGCGCACUCCGCGCCCACGUGGUCUGAACGCACGGCCUCGGUCCUGCCGCGCGCGUCCGGUCGCCGAGCCGUUCCCAACUCCGGCACUCGGCGGCGGGCAGGGGGCGCUGCGCGUCCAGGCGCUCCGAGGGGGAGGGCCCGGGUCGGGGCGGGGCCGGCCGGGCUUCCAGGCCUGGGUUCUGGCCGCCCGCGCCACCGGGCCGCUCCGGGGACGGGCCGGGGCGGGGCGCGGCGGCAGGAAACGGGCGGGGACUCGCGGAGGCGUUGGGGACCAGAGAGGGCGCGCCCAACUCCCAGGGGGACGGCAGGCCGAGAGCGCGGCGCCCGGGCCUGGCGCGGAGCCUGAGCCCGCCGGACGCGAGGCGGCCCCGCCGCGGGCUCGGCCCCGGCUCCAGCCCCGCCAGCAUGGCCGGCCGGACCGUACGGGCCGAAACCCGGAGCCGGGCCAAGGAUGACAUCAAGAAGGUGAUGGCGACCAUCGAGAAGGUCCGGAGAUGGGAGAAGCGUUGGGUGACUGUGGGCGACACUUCCCUUCGUAUCUUCAAGUGGGUGCCAGUGGUGGACCCCCAGGAGGAGGAGCGAAGGCGGGCAGGCGGCGGGGCAGAGAGAUCCCGUGGCCGGGAACGUCGAGGCAGGGGCGCCAGUCCUCGAGGGGGUGGCCCUCUCAUCCUGCUGGAUCUUAAUGAUGAGAGCAGCAACCAGAGUUUCCAUUCGGAAGGUUCCCUGCAAAAGGGCACAGAGCCCAGUCCUGGGGGCACCCCCCAGCCCAGCCGCCCCGUGUCACCUGCGGGACCCCCAGAAGGGGUCCCUGAGGAGGUUCAGCCCCCACGGCUGGGCCAAGAGAGAGAUCCUGGGGGCAUAACUGCAGGCAGCACCGAUGAACCCCCGAUGCUGACCAAGGAGGAGCCUGUUCCAGAACUGCUGGAGGCUGAGGAUUCACGAGUGAGAAUGACGAGGAGAGCCUUUCACGAAAAGGGGCUGAAGACAGAGCCCCUCAGGAGGCUCCUGCCCAGGAGGGGCCUCCGGACAAAUGCCCGGCCCACUUCCACCGCGGUGCCGGACACCAGAGCUCCCGGGGGAGGCAGCAAGUCCCCGAGGGCACCCAGGACGAUCCCGCAGGGUAAGGGGAGGUGAGUGGGCUCCCCAAGCAAGCCAAGGCCCCUAAAGCCUCCCUUGGUUGCCCCAAGAUCCAGCCACUACCUGUGCCCUAAGGGCGGAAAGAGCUGCCUAGCUCACCCACCGCGGUAACAUCGGGGCGAGCGGCCCUACACCUGCCCAAACCUAAGGCCACAGCACCAACUGGCUAGCCACCGGCACCCGAAUGCGUGGGAAGGGCUUGAGGCAGAACUCGGACCACACCCAGCGCCCGAGGCCGCCUUGCAAGAGGCCCAGCCGCCCGCGAGUACCAGGGAGGGGUACACCGGGCUGCCUCGUCCACCUCCUCACGCACCCGCACGGCCACCCGCCCAGCGGAUCCAGUGUGCCAUGCGAGGCGUCUUCCACCCCGGAAGAGGCGCCGAGUCCGCAGUCCCGCUGGUGCUGAGCCUCCGGGUCCACAGGGGUCAGAGAUGUGGCGGGAACAGGCCUCGCGCCUUCCACUGCACCGCGCGACGCCGACGUGGCACUCGGACGUCCACGCAUGCGUCGAAGCCUGCGCAAGCGCAGAGACCCCGGCGCGGUAGCCGCCUUGCCCUCCAGGCUUUAGGGACGCCGGCGCUGGGUGACCUCCUGCGCCCGAGGAUGUGCAUCAGGCGCUUCCACCAGGGGGCCAGUCUCACAGGCCAACCUGGGAGCCCACGUGGACCAGUGGCCUUUCAGCCCAGGCGCUCGCCUCUCGCUACGGAACCGUUUGGAGGCGCGGAGACCCGGUGACCUAAACUACCUGGAGAAUCCUUGCCCGAGAAGCAGCGCGAGUGAGCCUUUUGGGUGGUUCCCAGGCCCUUCACCAAGCUCUUCACUUCUUGACUUCACCCUUGGGUCUGUUGUACUACAAAAUAAUAACGCCUCCCAUUUAUUGAAGGCUUACUCUGUACCAGGCAUUGUGACUGAUGUCAUUUAGUCCCCACUGCAUCCCUGUGGCAUGGAUAUCCUCAUCCGCGUUUUGCAGAUGGAGAAAUUGAGUCUCUGAGAGGUUAAGGAACCUGCCCAAAGUCACACAGCCAGUAUGUGGCAGAACCAGAAUUCAGACGCAGGUCUGCCUGCCUGCUUGCCUGACCCCACAGCCACCACUGCUGUGCGGCUUCUCGUGCUGGAACACAGCGGGGUUAAGGCCAUGGGUUAACAGGGCCUCCAUUUAUGGAGAGCAUUCAUUUUUCUCUGGUGAAUUAUAGAAAAAGCUUUUUACACUGAAGUGAGCAGAUACUCCCUGGGAUGAAAGUUAACAGUUGCAUGAUUGAGAUGACGCAGAAAUUUCAUGCUUCAAGCCAAUGUUUUAGGCCCAGCCCAUGAAAUUCUGGAGUGACCUUUUCUCAGACAUCUCCAGGGUGACGUUGGAGAAGGAAGCUCCACUCCAGCACCAGCUCCUGUGUAGAGCCUUCCUGGAGGUCAACGAGGAUGACGUCUGUUCAUUUGCCAUCCCACUGGAUUGUCUGGGAAGUUCAUCCAGUUCCUCUGGGCUAAGAUUUCCAAGUUUCUAAAAAGGAUACUAAUCUUCAGAAAUUGGGAAUGAAAAAUUGGAACUUGGGGGAAUUCCUGAAAACGUUAUUUCAUAUUUUUCAUAAGUUCUGUAUUUUUAAUAAGAAAUACACAUUUAAUAGUAGUUACAAAGAAUUGUAGGCCAUAGCAAAUAUUCAAUAACUGGAAAAUGCCAAAGAACAUUAUUGGGUAGUAUUUAAAUAGCUAAAUGUUCAAAUAUUUGACAAGAUUAGCAACACUACACAGAAUGAUGAGUUGAAAUUGCCAGCUUAGGCUGAGUGUGGUGGCACAUGCCUGUAAUCCCAGCACUUUGGGAGGCCAAGGCAGGAAGAUCGCUUGAGUCCAGGAGUUUGAGGCUAUAGUGAGCUAUGAUUGCACCACUGCACUCCAGCCUAGGCACACAAGACUCUCCCUCUUAAAAAAAGAGGGAGAGAAAUUGCCAAUUUAAGGACUUAUUUGUUUCCAAAAUAUGUUAUUAGAACAUCAUUCAUAGGAUUUGUAUAAAAUACACUGCACAUAAACAUUAAUAUUUGUGAGAAUGACUCAGCGAAUAGAGCCACAAAUAUACUUUUUUUUUUUUGAGAUGGAGUUUUCGCUGUUAUUACCCAGACUGGAGUGCAGUGGCACGAUCUCGGCUCACGGCAACCUCCGCCUCCUGGGUUCAAGCAAUUCUCCUGCCUCAGCCUCCUGAGUAGCUGGGACUAGAGGCACGCACCACCAUGCCCAGCUAAUUUUUUUUGUAUUUUUAGUAGAGACGGGGUUUCACCUUGUUGACCAGGAUGGUCUCAGUCUCUUGACCUCGUGAUCCACCCGCCUCAGCCUCCCAAAGUGCUGGGAUUAUAGGCGUGAGCCAUGGCCCCGGCCCCAAAUAUACUUUUAGUGUGUCAACAGCUACAGAAAGGAUUGUGACUACUUAUCUCCUGUGUACUCUUGUCCCAUAUUCUGGAAAUGUCUACCUUAACUUUAUUAUUAUUAUUUUUUUGAGACCGUGUUGCUCCAUCUCCCAGGCUGGAGUGCAGUGGCGCGAUCUCGGCUCACUGCAACCUCUGCCUCCCAGAUUCAAGCAAUUCUCCUGCCUCAGCCUCCCGAGUAGUUGGGAUUACAGGCACGUGCCACCACAGUCACGAAAUUUUGUGUGUUUUCUAGAGAGUUUUGCCAUAUUGGCCAGGCUGGUCUCAAACUCCUGACCUCAAAUGAUCCAACCACCUCAGCCUCCCAAAGUGCUGGGAUUAUAGUACCUUAACUUAGACUCCGUUUGUCAAUGUGGCCUUCUCUUGCUUUCAACUUAACAUCAGUGGAUUUCUUUAAACCAGGGAUGCUGGCUGGGCACGGUGGCUCACACCUGUUAUCCCAGCAGUUUGGGAGGCCGAGGCAGGCAGAUCACCUGAGGUCAGGAGUUCAAGAUCAGCCUGGCCAACAUGGUUAAACCCUGUUUCUACUAAAAAUGCAAAAAUUAGCUCGGCGUGGUGGGGAAGCCUGUAAUCCCAGCUACUCCGGAGGCUGAAGUAGAAUUACUUGAACCCAGGAGACAGAGGUUGUAGUGAGCUGAGAUUUUGCUACUGCACUCUAGCCUGGGCAACAGAGUGAGACUCUGUCUCAAAAACCAAACCAAAACAAAACAAAAAACCAGAAAUGCCUCUACGUUGAUUACGAAGCAUUCAUUCUCACAGGAGAAUUAUAAUGCUUUUCCCUGCUUUUCCAAUUUCUUGAUGAUUGUUUUUGGGAUUCAGAAAAACAUACACAUUUCCUGAUGAAUGCACAGGAGGGAUUUCCUACAUAGAAAUACUACUUUGGGUCUGGGUGCAGUGGCUCAUGCCUAUAAUCCCAGCACGUUGGGAAGCCAAGGCAGUCGGGUCACUUGAGUUCAGGAGUUCGGGACCAGUCUCGCCAACAAGGUAAAACCCUAUCUCUACUAAAAAUACAAAAAAAAAUUUUUUGCCAGGCAUGGUGGCACACACCUGUAGUCCCAGCUACUCAGGAGGCUGAGACAGGAGAAUCGCUUAAACCUAGGGCAUGGAAGUUGCAGUGAGCAGAGAUUGCGCCACUUAACUCCAACCUGGAUGACAGAGUGAGACUCCAUCUCAAAAAAGAAAAAGGAACACUACUCUGGGCUGAGCAACGUUGUCAAGUCAAGUCUGCUGAAAUUUUACCUAGAACAUCGAAUCUUGCCUUUUUGGUUUCAGGGGCCUCCGAGCCAGAGAAUCUAAGUAUGGAUCCUAGCUCUACCAGUUCCUGGUGGCGAGACCUUGGGCAAGUCACUUUACCUCUCUGAGCUUCUAUUUAAUGGGUAGAAUAAUGUCUGGGGAGUAAAUGCUUGCUUUGUGAGGCAAUAUUGUAGGACAGUUAACAGUGUGGCUCUGGAGUCAGACAGUCUGAGGUUUGAAUUCUGGUUCCAUUUUAUUUACUACCUCUUUGAUUUGAGGCAAGUUACAAACCGCUCCAUUUUUCUCUUCUGUAAAGUGGAGGCACUGGUUGAUGACUGUGGCAGACAUCAUGUUCAUAGAGUUUUCAUGAGUUUUGACAGGAUCACAUAUGAAAAUGCUUCACACAGAGCAUGGUACAUUGUAAGUGCUUGAUCAAUGCAAACCACUAUAGCUGUUACCUGCUGUAUCUACCUCACCGGGCAGUCGUGAGGAUGAAAGGGAGGCUGUGUUGGGAAGUGCUUUCUAAGCUGUGAAAUGUUACCACACACUUCUCUUGCCUUCAGAGAUGGGAUGGUCAGAAGCUAUGGGCAGACAUGGUAUCCCCAAGUAAGGGGCCUGAGAAUACUUACCUAUAUCCACAGAAGGUAGCCAUGUUGAGGUGAGUGUCACCAUGGGGAGCUGGAAAACAGGGUGCAAAAUGCUCUUAGCUGAGGGUUAAUUGCAGUCAUGUGGGCACUCUGGCAUAGUAUGACUGGGGCACCCUUGGGGACAGGGAUAAAACUGAUUUUCAGAAGGAGGCUUUGGAGGAAGGAUCAUGUUAAAUGGAACCUGCCCACUAUAUGUUUUUAUGUUUAGUUGGGGAUGGUAUCAGAGGAAGGGGCAUGUAAUAGAAGGUGGUUGCAGGGCUCUUUAACCUCUGUCUGAAACUGCUAUUGGUGAAAGGCUGAACUUAGGACACAUUCCUGUGACCGGGAACCAGUGCACCCUCUCCCGCUGUGCAUGCACCACGAUGUCAUUCAUUACCUGGACCUUAGACCAAACAUGGCUCAAAGGGCCUUCCAGAGAGGAUCACAUGUCAUCCUGACAGCAGCCCGCUCAGUGACGCACAGAUGAGGGCUUGGAGUCUGGGAAAGUCAAGUCUACUACACAAGAUCAUACAACUGAUAUUAAUAUAUUAUGAAGUCAGGAUUCAGACACAGUCCAAGUUUUUUAUUUGUUUUUUUCAAGCCAGAGUCUCACUCUGUCACUCAGGCUGGAGUGCUGUGGGACAAUCUUGACUCACUGCAACCUCUGUCUCCCAGUUUCAAGCAAUUCUCAUCCCUCAGCCUCCUGAGUAGCUGGGAUUACAGAUGUGUGGCGCCACGCCUGGCUAGUUUAGUCCAAGCUCAACCCCACCAGCCUGCCGCAUCCACCAGGUGCCAGAGUGCUGAUUUUGAACAAGGAAGAAGAAAAUCCAAAUGUAUGAGGCUUUAGUGCCUAAAUGUCCUCCUUUCUAGCUUUUGGUAACUAUUCUUCUAUCUCUGAAUAUCACUCCUACUUCUCUGGACACUGCUUCUUUGCUUCCAGGGCUGUUUUUCUUAGCCCUAAGUCAGCCUUCUUUGGGCCCUGUCCUUGGACUCUUUCUUCUGCAUGGGUCUGUGGAAGAUCUCCUUUAUGCACGCAGCUCCAGCUGUUGGUCCUCUCAUUCUAAUCCAGACUGCCCUUCUGAGUGCCAGCCUGAGCAGCCAGCUGCCUCCUUGACACCCUCUCUGGGGCUCAUUCAUGAUCUCUCCCCUAACAUGGCUCGCCUCCUGAGUGCCACCUCCUCCUUGCCAUGGCCUCUUAGUUACAAAUUUCGGCAUAGUGGUGGGGAAUCUAGAAAGCCUUCAAAGAUGAAGCCUCUUAAAUGAGUUCUCAGGGCUAGAGAUAACCACAGAGUGUGUUCUCUGAGAGCUGCCAACAGUCUGGGGGUGAACUUGGAGAGUAGAAUUCACUGUUUAAUCUGUCAGCUGGAUACAGAAUGCCCAGCUGCAUGCCAGGUCCAGGUGCUGGGGUGGAAAGAUGCAUUCAUGAGUAGAACAGACAGGAGGGCUGGCUUCAGGAAGCAUCCAAGCUGUUGGAAAAGACAGAUGUUGUGCAAUCCCCCCAAAAUAUACUCUUGCAAACUGUGAUAAGUGCCAUGAAGGAAAAGUUCUUGGUGCCAUAAAAGAAUAUUGUAGAUGUAAAUUAGGUUAAGGUGGUCAAAGAAGGCAUUGUGAGAAAGUGACAAUUACUAUCUCCCUGAGACCUGAGCUGGGGGAGGAGAAUUCGAUAGACAGGCAAGAAUAGGCACAAAAGGCCCAGGGUGGGAAAGAGCUUGGUAUGUUGGGGAAACUGAAAGGCAAUCAGUAUAGUGAGAGCUGAGCAUGCAGGCAGAUGGGCUGAGAUAAGGCUGGGUGGCAUGGGCAGGGGUGGUGGCAGAGCCUUGUGGGCCACAGUAAGGAGCCUGGAGGUUUGGGGGUUAACUUUUUUUUUUUGAAACAUGGUCUUACUCUGUCCCAAGGCUAGAGUGCAGUGGCGUGAUCUUGGCUCAUUGCAACUGCCACCUCCUGGGUCAAGUGAUUCUCCCACCUCAGCCUCUUGAGUAGCUGGGAUUACAGGUGCCGACCACACCUGGCUAAUUUUUGCAUUUUUAGUAGAGACAAGGUUUCAUCAUGUGGACCAGGCUGGUCUUGAACUCCUGACCUCAAGUGAUCAACCCUUCUCAGUCUCCCAAAGUGCUUACAAAUCCCUAAAUAGAUUACAGGCAUGAGCCACUAUGCCCUGCCUGAUUUAACUUUGUUUUUUAAUUGCAUUUUAGGAUUUGGGGUACAUGUGAAGAACAUGAAAGAUUGUUGCAUAGGUACACACAUGGCAGUGUAAUGUGCUAUCUUCCUCCCCAUCACCUAUAGCUGACAUUUCUCCCCAUGCUAUCUCUCCCUAACUCCCCACCCCUCACUGUCCUUCCCCUACAGACCCCAAUGUAUGAUGCUCCCCUCCCUGUGUCCAUGUGUUCUCAUUGUUCAACACCCACCUAUGAAUGAGAACAUGCGGUGUUUGAUUUUCCGGUUUAACUUUUUAUUAGGAAAUAAUUUCAAAGUUACAGAAAAGUCUCAAGAAUAGUACAACGGACAUCUGUAUAGCCUUUGUCCCAGAUUCACCUGGUGUUCACAUUUUACCCCGUUUCUCUGCCUCUCUUUCUAUUUAAGGUACGAGCAGAUGACCUGGACUCUGUUCUAGUUGAGAAUAAGUUGCAGCCCUCAUGUUCCUCUAUCCCUAAAUAGUGUGUGUUUCCUCCCACAGUGCAGUUAUCCACGCAUUAAAUUUCACGCUGAUGCGGUGUGGUAUCUAAUUCACCUCCUAUCUUGUCACUUAUCUCAGUAAUGCCCUUUAGAAGGCAUUUCCCCUGUAGCACAGGAGCCAGUCUAGGAAUGAUAUAUUGCAUUCAGUUGUUGUUUCUCUCUAUUAUCCCUUCAUCUCGAAUGGUUGGCCUUUCUUUGUCUUGUAUGGUGUUGCUAUUAUGGAAGAAUUAAAUCUUCCCCUUUAUUUUAAUAGAACAUUCUUCAUUUGGGGUUUGUCUGCUGUUUCUUCAUUACAAUAUAUGGUUUAUGUAUUCCUGGCCGGAAGACUGUGUAACUGAUACCGUGUCCUUCUCAGCAUAACAGCUAAAGCUACACAUCUGUCUGUUCUUCCUUGGUAAUUUUUCUUUUUUGAGACGGAGUCUUGCUCUGUCACCCAGAGUGCAGUAGUGCACUCUCAGCUCACUGCAAGGUUGACCUCCCAGGAUCAAGCUCCUUGCCUCAGUCUCCUGAGUAGCUGGGAUUACAGGUGCCACCACCACCAUGCCUGGUUAAUUUUUGUAUUUUUUAGUAGAGACAGGGUUUCGCCAUAUUGGCCAGGCUGGCCUUGAACUCCUGACCUCAGGUGAUCUGCCUGCCUCGGCCUCCCAAAGUGCUGGGAUUACAGGUGUGAGCCACUGUGCCUGGGCCCUCUUUGAUGAUUUUAAUUUUGAUCAACAAGUCAAGGUUAUCUGAUUUCUCCAACCUAGAGUUUACUAUUUUUCCUUGUAACAAGUAAUCUGUGAGGAGGUAUUUUAUAACCGUGACUAUAUCCUAUUUCACAUCAAAAGUUAAAUAGAUGAGUUCUUUUAUUUUGAGACAGAGUCUCACUCUGUUGCUCAGGCUCGAGUCCAGUGGUGCAAUCUCGGCUCAUUACAACCUCCACCUCCUGGGUUCAAACAAUUCUCCUGCUUCAGCCUCUUGAGUAGCUGAGACUAUAGGCGCAUGAUUUUUUUGUAUUUUUAAUAGAGACAGGGUUUCACCGUGUUAGCCAGGAUGGUCUGGAUCUCCCAACCUUGUGAUCCACUCGUGUCAGCCUCCCAAAGUGCUGGGAUUAGAGGUGUGAGCCACCACACCCGGCCAAUAGAUGAGAUGUAAUACCUAUUGAUGAUUCUUGCCUGAGUAAGAAUCAUGAUGGUUACAGAAUGUAACUCAACCCCAGGACGCUCUCCACAUUUAUUAGUCAACAAUUGGCAUUCUUCUGCCUACUUAUAGAUUCACUAUUCGUAGGAACUCUUAGAUUUCUAUUAUUUUCCAAUAAGUUUUAUAAUUCGUUAUUAACCUUAAUUAUUUUGGUGCUCAGAUGAUCCCAGAUUUGGCCUCUGGAAGCUCCUUAAAACUAGAAGCCUGGAAUUCAUUCCAACUUCAGUGGAGUGACAUGAUUCGCUUUACAGAUAAGAUUCGCUUUACAGAGCCAGGCCGGGCGUGGUGGCUCACGCCUGUAAUCCCAGCACUUUGGGAGGCCGAGGCGGGUGGAUCACGAGGUCAAGAGAUCGAGACCAUCCUGGUCAACAUGGUGAAACCCUGUCUCUACUAAAAAUACAAAAAAUUAGCUGGGCAUGGUGGCAUGUGCCUGUAAUCCCAGCUACUCAGGAGGCUGAGGCAGGAGAAUUGCCUGAACCCAGGAGGCGGAGGUUGCGGUGAGUCAAGAUCGCGCCAUUGCACUCCAGCCUGGGUAAGAAGAGCGAAACUCCAUCUCAAAAAAAAAAAAAAAAAAAAAUCACCCUGACUGCUGUGUGAGAAUGUACUUAGAGGGGCACAGAUGAGGAAGCAGGGAGACCCUUGUGUAGUCCAGGUGGAAGAUGUGGCUUAGAUUAGGGUUGUGACAUACAGGGGGAGGGAAUGGAUGGAUGUAAGAGAAACACUGGAAGCCAGGUGCAGUGGCUCAUGCCUAUAAUCCCAGCACUUUGGGAGGCCAAGGAAGGAAGGAGGAUUGCCUUGAGACCAGGAUUUUGAGACCAGCCUGGACAACAUAGCAACACCCUAUCUCUGAAAAAAAAAAAAAAAAAAGUAAGAAUUAGCCAGGCAUGGUUCUGUGCACCUGUAGUCCUAGCUACUUGGGAGGCUGAGGUGGGAGGAUCUCUUGAGCCCAGGAAUUUGAGGCUCCAGUGAGCCAUGAUUGUGCCACUGCACUCCAGCCUGGGUAACAGAGUGAGACCCUGUCUCUAAAAGAAAAGAGAAACAUUGGAGGUAGAAUCAGCAGGACUUAGUGGUGGAUUGAAUGCACAUAGAGGGCAGAGUUGAGAGCCACCAGAGCAGCCAGGGGAGAGGUGGAGAAAUUGAGUGAUAUGAGGAAGACAAGCCAAGUGAGGGUUGGGUGGGGUGGCUGUGUUAGAUGUGUCGAGUUCGAAGGGUCUGGAACAUCUGGUGUUCUCUGGCACCCAAGUGAAGAGUCAGCGAAACAACUGGACUUUGGAGCUGACACAGAAGUCCAGACCAGGGGUCAACUUAAGGCCAUGAAUCCAUGAUCUUGGAUGAAAUGUUGUAAGGGGAGAAUAUGAACUGAGAUGGGACUCCUGAGGGAGUGCACUGUUUGGGGGUGCAGCGGUGUAUGGCCAGAAUUUGCAAUGGAGGUGAGGGCCAGGGCACGUGGCACCUGGAGUGUCAGGCCGAACACUGAGCGCUGGGGAGCCCACUGAAGAGUGCUGAGCAGGGCAGUGAGGGACAGGUGUGACUGGCAUUCAGGAAGACUGUUUUGACAGCCAAGUACAGACCAUCUGGGGGGCUGUGGCAGUGGCUGAUGAUCCUUUCUAAACUAAAUCUGCUCAUCUCUUGCCCCGGGAGGUGGCUCAGUUGGGUCGCCAUGCCUGAAAUGCUCUCUCCUUGUUCAUCUGGGAGCAUAGACGAUGAUUAAAAUGGCUGUCUCAACUGCACUUACCAGCGCCUGGUGAUGUGACAGCAAACCUGUGUCUCCCUGCCUCACUGCGGCUGGAGCCACACAACCUGCUUCAGGUACCUUUUCCCAGCCAGUUGUAAUACAGCAGGUGUGGGUGUGUACAGGCUGGUCCUGAGGCUUGCUGGAGUUUGUUUGGGGACCAUGAUCCUCUGCCCUGGCAUGCUUUUAGUUCAGCGUGGUCUCUGUCAUUCAGGCCACCACUCAUUCAGACGUUUAUGUUGUCCCCUCCCACCCCACAUGGACCAUGGAGGGUGGGUUCAAGUCUGAAUGAACAUCCUGGGGUUCAUUCUGCGUAGUUAGUCCUCUUAUUGUUGGACUAACUAAUUCCAGGUCUCAGGAUGUGGGCUUUGGGCCUGUGGCUGGGCAAUGGGGCCAGAUGCAACUCAGGAAUCAGUGCUCAAGCCCCUCCACUCAUUCUGCCACUCAGCAAACAUACAUUAAGAACUCAAUGCCUACCAGGCUCUGUGCAUCCAAUGACUAUCAGGACAUGGCUCCUGCCUUGUCAAGUCUACUAGUGAGUCAUAAGUGAAAAGAAUUAGUUAUAGAGUAACCUGUAGAGUACCACAAUCGAGGCACAGGACAUUCAAGAUGUGAUGACAUAGACACAGCUUCAUCCCUGAGAGCAGGAGAGGACACCAGGCAGAGCUUGAGGACUGAGAGGGACAGGUCUGUCGACACCAAGGGACCAAGCCCACGGGGAUGCCACCAACCGUGUCUCUGUCCACAGGCAGGAAGCUCAUCCCACUGCCUCUGGGUGUUUGUUUUUUUCUGUUUUCUAUUUCAAAUAUUCCCUUUCUCCCAUUUGGGGGGGACUGUUUUUAUACUACUUCCCAAAAUCUCAAUUUGCAUGCUUAAUUUUAUUAUUUUAUCUUUUUGACACUAAAAGCAUUUAAUGCUGUUUUUACCUCUGCAUAUAGCUUUGACUGUUAAUCCUUUUUUAUUUUCUAAAUAGUCUGUUUUUUAAAUUUUUUAAAUUCUUGAUUUACAUCUUGUCCUAAGGAUAAUUUGAGAUGCUACUUAUGUCUCAAAAUUUCUAAGUGGUGUGUUUUAUAUUAUUGUUAGUUUCAUUGUAUUUUGAUCCGAGAAUGGUUUCUAGAAUUUCUACUUUUCACAAUUUACCAAAAUAUUCUUUGUAGCUUAAUAUUUAUUGAAUUUUGUCCACUGUCCAUGAAACUUGAAAAGAAGGUGUACUGUUUGUUUUCAGGGUAAGAAAUUUAUAUGUUCAUAUCCUCUAUCUCUUAUUUAUUUUUUGAUUACUAGUUCAGAAAAUGUGUUAGAAUAUUUCCAAUAAAAUGGUUUUUCAUGUUU
Callithrix jacchus (white-tufted-ear marmoset) is the source of this 13141-nucleotide messenger RNA. RefSeq names its product BAF chromatin remodeling complex subunit BCL7C (gene BCL7C). The record is from RefSeq and is a predicted model, not a curated record. Lineage: Eukaryota; Metazoa; Chordata; Mammalia; Primates; Cebidae.